This is a messenger RNA of Neoarius graeffei (lesser salmon catfish), 3004 nucleotides long. It is a transcript of the gene xab2, whose product is annotated as XPA binding protein 2. The coding region runs from base 131 to 2656 and encodes 841 amino acids. The record is from RefSeq and is a predicted model, not a curated record. Gene Ontology annotation, biological process: mRNA splicing, via spliceosome; generation of catalytic spliceosome for first transesterification step. NCBI's taxonomy places the organism in Eukaryota, Metazoa, Chordata, Actinopteri, Siluriformes, Ariidae. Gene Ontology annotation, molecular function: protein binding. Gene Ontology annotation, cellular component: post-mRNA release spliceosomal complex; Prp19 complex; U2-type catalytic step 2 spliceosome. The transcript is spliced from 19 exons.
GCGGGAUUUAAUAUUGCCUUCCCAACACGUUCAGGCUAAUUCAGCUAAGCUUUCUUGCUAGCUGAGUUGUUUUGCUAAUUUUAUUUUAAAUAUACAGCUUUUUACAGUUCGGAAUUACAAUAGGACAGACAUGGCCAUUUCCAAUGGGAAACAAGACGUUGUAUUUGAAGAAGAUGAUUUGCCUUACGAGGAAGAAAUCAUCAGGAACCCGUACUCUGUGAAGUGCUGGAUGCGCUACAUUGAGCACAAACAGAAUGCACCGAAGUCAGUGCUGAAUAUGAUUUAUGAACGAGCGCUUAAAGAACUCCCGGGCAGUUACAAAUUGUGGUACAACUACCUGAGAGAGAGGAGGAAACAGAUAAAGGGAAAAUGCAUCACAGAUCCGGCGUAUGAGGAGGUCAACAACUGCCACGAGAGAGCACUGGUGUUUAUGCACAAGAUGCCGAGGAUAUGGCUGGAUUACUGUCAGUUCAUCGUAUCUCAGUGCAAAAUCACAAGAAGCCGUCGCACGUUUGACCGAGCGCUCAGAGCUCUGCCCAUCACCCAGCACUCCCGCAUCUGGCCCCUCUAUCUCAAAUUUGCCCGCAAUUUACCCUUACCUGAGACCGCCAUCCGGGUUUAUCGCCGAUAUCUCAAGCUUUUUCCAGAGAAUGUGGAGGAGUACAUCGAUUACUUGCGCUCUGUAGGACGGCUGGACGAGGCAGCGGUCCGACUAGCCGCUGUGGUGAACGACGAAGGCUUUGUUUCAAAAGAAGGAAAGUCAAACUACCAGCUCUGGCAUGAGCUGUGUGACCACAUCUCCCAGAACCCAGACAAGGUGACCUCGCUGAAUGUCGACGCCAUCAUCCGUGGUGGCCUCACCCGCUUCACGGACCAGGUUGGCAAGCUGUGGUGCUCUCUAGCUGAUUACUAUGUCCGCAGCAAUCACUCUGAGAAGGCACGUGACGUGUACGAAGAGGCGAUUCAGACUGUCGUCACUGUACGAGAUUUCAGUCAGGUGUUCGACAGCUACGCCGACUUUGAAGAGAAAACGAUCAAUGCCAGGAUGGAGACCACAUCCGAGAUGGGAGGAGAUGAAGACGAUGACAUUGAUCUGGCGUUGCGCUUGGCCCGGUUCGAGCAGCUGAUCACGCGCCGGCCACUCUUAUUGAACAGCGUGCUGCUGCGGCAGAACCCACACAACGUCCACGAGUGGCACAAGAGAGUCAAGCUCUAUGAAGGCAACCCUCAACAGAUAAUAAACACCUACACUGAAGCUGUGCAGACCGUGGACCCUCUGAAAGCCACAGGGAAGCCUCACUCACUCUGGGUCUCCUUCGCCCGCUUCUACGAGGAUAACGAACAGCUGGAUGAUGCCAGAACCAUCUUCGAGAAGGCCACCAAGGUGAACUAUAAGCAGGUGGACAACCUGGCAGCAGUGUGGUGUGAGUACGGAGAGAUGGAGUUACGGCACGAGAACUACGACCAGGCGUUACGUAUACUCAGGAAAGCCACGGCGAUCCCAUCGAGAAAAGCCGAGUACUUUGAUUCUUCAGAACCAGUGCAGAAUCGAGUGUAUAAAUCCCUGAAGGUCUGGUCCAUGCUGGCAGAUUUGGAGGAGAGCCUCGGCACCUUCCAGUCAACUAAAUCGGUGUAUGACCGCAUUAUUGAUCUCCGCAUUGCCACGCCUCAGAUCAUCAUCAACUAUGCCAUGUUCCUCGAGGAACACAAUUACUUUGAGGAAAGCUUUAAGGCAUAUGAGCGUGGCAUUGCGCUCUUCAGGUGGCCAAACGUGUAUGACAUCUGGAACACGUACCUCACCAAGUUCAUCGAUCGCUAUGGAGGCAAGAAGCUGGAGCGAGCGCGAGACCUGUUUGAGCAGGCUUUGGAUGGGUGUCCACAAAAGUUUGCCAAAACCAUCUACCUGCUGUAUGCUAAGCUGGAGGAGGCAUAUGGACUGGCACGGCAUGCUAUGGCUGUGUAUGAGAGAUCGACGCAGGCUGUGGAGCCUGAAGAGCGCCACCUGAUGUUCAACAUUUACAUCAAGAGAGCUGCAGAGAUCUACGGAGUCACUCACACCAGAGCCAUCUAUCAGAAAGCCAUUGAGGUUCUCCCAGAUGAGCAUUCCCGGGACAUGUGUCUACGCUUUGCUGACAUGGAGAGCAAACUGGGUGAGAUCGAUCGUGCGAGAGCUAUUUAUUCCUACUGCUCCCAGAUGUGUGAUCCCAGGAUGACGGCUAAUUUCUGGCAGACGUGGAAGGAGUUUGAGAUCCAGCACGGGAACGAGGACACGAUCCGCGAGAUGCUCCGGAUAAAGAGAAGCGUCCAAGCAACCUACAACACACAGGUCAACUUCAUGUCCUCACAGAUGCUCAAAGCAACCACCAGUGCUACAGGCCAGAGUGGUGUUGAUGACAUGAUGAUGUUGGAACAGAAAGCACAGCAGCUGGCUGGAGAAGCUGAAAAGGACAAACCUAAACUGAAAGAGAAGAUCCUCUUCGUCAGGAGUGACGCCUCUCGCAGUGAACUGGCUGAACUAGCCAAACAGGCUAACCCAGAUGAGAUCGACAUUGACGAUGAUGAUGAUGAUGAAGAGGGAGAUGGAGAACCAGACGAGGUGCAGCUCGAGCAGAAGAGCAUCCCUACGGCUGUGUUCGGAGGACUGAAGGACGACUGAACGCAUUAUCACUGAUGUUUAUCACAAACAUCACACCUCAGCAUCCUGUUAUAGACAGAAAUAGGAGAUAUUUGCCAAAUGCAAAUGAGCGGAUUUGAAUUGGUCGAGCUUCUGUACACUUCCUGCUGCUGAGUUAAUGGCAUGUCCGGUAUCUGCAUCAGCAUGAUGAGCAAAGUUCCAGAUAUGAACACAGGGGGUCGCUCUUUCCACCGAUUCACACAAUCUUAGAGUUUUAGAACUUGCUCUUGUUUUUGUCUGAGAGAUUACUACAAACAUGUUUGUAGUACUACUGUAAUUACUACAAAUUGUUUUUGUGUACUAAUAAAAAAAAAUGCACACUGAUCAAAA